AUGACUGAAUUGAUGGAGAUGGAGCAGAAUACCAAGCAGGGGAAAGACACAGAAAUCGCCGUCAAUCCAACAACGCACAUUGUGGAAUUUACCGAGGACGAUGUAGCGAACCCGCGGAACUGGCGCCCACCGUACAAAUGGUCGAUCGUGGUUCUCGUGGCCAGCUUUUCUGCGGUGGUGCAAUUAUCGACCAUCAUCGCCGCGCCCGUCUCUCCUGCCAUCCUGGUCGGCUUCCACUCCAACAACGUCCUCUACCGCACUCUCAUCGUGUCCAUCUGGGAACUGGGCGAAAUCGUGGCCCCUCUCAUCUGGGGGCCUCUUUCCGAGCUCUACGGACGACGGUGGGUGCUCAACAUCGCCAAUGUUCUCUUCAUCGCCUUCCAUGCCGGCACCGCUCUCAGCACCAACAUCCACAUGCUCAUCGCCUUUCGGUUUCUCAGCGGCGCCGCCACGGCCUCCUUACCAAUUGGCCCGGGGGUCGUGAGGGAUCUGUUCGAAAAAGAGCGCCGCGGUCGCGCCAUGUCCAUUAUGUCUCUGACGACCACGUUAGGGGUCGUGGCGGGUCCCAUCGUGGGAUCUUAUCUGGGCGAAAGGGAGGGAUGGCGGUGGGCGUUUUGGCUGCCGACCAUCGUGGCCGGGGUCCUCGCGCUGCUGCUGUUAGCAGUCUAUCGUGAAACGUACCAGGUUACCAUCCUGAUGCGAAAGGCGAAACAACGGCGUCGUGAAACGGGCAACUUAGAUCUGCGGUCGAAGUACGAAACAGGAGAGACGGAUGCCAGCGCAGCAUCCAAGCUCUUCGAUGCCUUCAUUCGGCCGUUGCGUCUGCUAAUUCGAUCCCCUAUCCUCAUCCUGAUCACGGUGUACAUCAGCGUCGUCUACGGAUACGUCUACCUCAUGAUGACCACCAUCGCGCCCGUCUUCCAGGAGAUCUACAGCUUUUCGACGGGAGCGUCGGGCCUCUGCUUCCUGGGACUCUGUCUGGGACUUGCCCUGGGCGCUUUCAUCUGCAGUUUCCUGCUCGAUCGGUACAUCCGCAUGGCGAAAGCCAGAGCUAGCGCAGCGGCAGCGGCAGCGGCACAGCAGAUCGGGUCCGACGACCCAUCUCCUAUCACCCCCGAGCACCGUCUCCCGCCCGUCCUCUUCUCCUGCAUCUUCAUGUCCAGCGGCUUCUUUCUCUUCGGCUGGACGGUGCACGUACACGUGCACUUCAUCGUGCCCAUCAUUGGUACCGCCAUCAUCGGCCUCGGUCUCGUCGCCACCACCAUCUCCCUGCAGACCUACAUCGUCGACGUCUUCGGUAUCUACGCUGUCAGCGCUACCAGCGCGAUGCUGGUACCGCGGAACGCCAGCGCCGCGUUCCUGCCACUGGCCGGGCCGCCGCUCUUCCAGAGACUAGGGUAUCAUUGGGGCGGGACGUUGUUGGGGUUAGUAGUGUUGGCGUUCGCGGUCAUGCCGAUGGGGUUUAUGCGAUGGGGAGGAAAAUUGAGAGGCAGAUAUGGCAGUGGCUAUUCGGAGGAUUGA
Aspergillus affinis is the source of this 1521-nucleotide messenger RNA. RefSeq names its product MFS general substrate transporter. The coding region runs from base 1 to 1521 and encodes 506 amino acids. The record is from RefSeq and is a predicted model, not a curated record. NCBI's taxonomy places the organism in Eukaryota, Fungi, Ascomycota, Eurotiomycetes, Eurotiales, Aspergillaceae. Gene Ontology annotation, molecular function: transmembrane transporter activity. The transcript has 2 exons. Gene Ontology annotation, biological process: transmembrane transport.